AUGGCUUACGGCUUCCCUGCUCCGUCCUGCCCGGGAUUCUUCGGACUUCGCAUUCCAGUUCAGACUAUGUUUGAGCUUUCAGAGAUGCUAUCAGACACAACACUCGAAGAUGAGGCAGGAAAUGAUAAUGGUGUGUACUUCGAUGGUGAUCGUUGGACGCUUUACCCGACCAGGUACAGUAGUGAAGAACACACAGUUCAGUGGCACCUCGUCAAAAGAAGCACCGACCAAACAUCCGAUCCCGGCCUUGCCCCUGGACAGGAAGGACCCCACAGCUUGCUUAGGAAAGUCGACUUGGAGACUAUGGCCAGUGCAACAGCUAUUCUCGGCUACUGUCAGCAAACAAACAUCCAACUAGGCACGAAAUUACGGCUGAAACAAUACGAGGAGUAUCGUCGUUCAGGGGCAAGGCCCGAACGUGGGCGGCCAGAAGUUUCGUUGGGGGGCAUAUCCGUUGCCGGCAACUUUUGGGGCCGCCUCGCGGUGACCUCUACGUUCACUUUCAAGUACCGGAAAGGACUCAUCGAUGCGAGAAAGAAAGAAGACGAAGACAUGUAUUCCGAGGUACUGAAACGGGCCGCUGCACAGCCGGUGAUAUUGUUCGACACUAAGCCAGGAAUGGAGCGGGCAUGGAUGGUCCCACAGCUGUCGUUGGUCCUUGACCUCUUCAAUUUCUGGGUUUUCUGCCAAAGAGAUGCAGAUAAGGAGGUAGCCGAGCGGGUGCGAUAUGCCGAACCUGGUCCAGACGGGGGCGAGAUGGCGAAGGCAGUCCUGUCUAACCGCGAAUACGCCGAUCAAGUUGUGAUCAAAUCGGGCCAUGAAGGUGAGACUGAAAUGAACGUCGGAGCCAUGAUCAAGCGGAUCAACAUGGCUGUCGAAGCCCGUUGGCUCAAGAAUGCAUAG
Diaporthe citri is the source of this 903-nucleotide messenger RNA. RefSeq lists its product as uncharacterized. NCBI's taxonomy places the organism in Eukaryota, Fungi, Ascomycota, Sordariomycetes, Diaporthales, Diaporthaceae. The record is from RefSeq and is a predicted model, not a curated record. The coding region runs from base 1 to 903 and encodes 300 amino acids. The transcript has a single exon.